Zingiber officinale is the source of this 2441-nucleotide messenger RNA. RefSeq names its product E3 ubiquitin-protein ligase ORTHRUS 2-like. NCBI's taxonomy places the organism in Eukaryota, Viridiplantae, Streptophyta, Magnoliopsida, Zingiberales, Zingiberaceae. Gene Ontology annotation, molecular function: ubiquitin protein ligase activity; metal ion binding. Bases 106 to 2226 code for a protein of 706 amino acids. The record is from RefSeq and is a predicted model, not a curated record. The transcript is spliced from 9 exons. Gene Ontology annotation, biological process: protein ubiquitination; negative regulation of gene expression via chromosomal CpG island methylation.
UCUUUCCUACCCCAUUUGAGGAGAAGUUUCAAACCGGUUCUCCUUCUCUUCUCCUCGCAAGUCAAAGCCCCUCGCUCUGCUCCUCCUCCCGCCGCUGCCCUGCCGAUGGCCCCCGACCUUCCUUGCGACGGCGAAGGCGCCUGCAUGGUGUGUCGUGCGACGCCGACGGAGGCGGAGAUCGUCGUAUGCCGCACGUGCACGACGCCGUGGCACGGGCAGUGCCUCUCGGCUCCCCCAGCGACCCUGGCGGUCGUCGCGGAGUGGCAGUGCCCAGAUUGCGACCCGACGGAGGACGGCGCAACUGGUGCUCCCUCGACUUCUGCCGUGGCGACUGCGGCGGGCGACAAGUCAGACCUGAUCGCUGCAAUCCGGGCGAUCGAGGCGGAUGCGUCCCUGACCGAACGGGAGAAAGCUAAACGGAGGCAGGUACUAUUGAGCGGCGGAAAAGUUGUGGUUGAAGAGGAUGGAGACGAAGAGGGCGGGAGUGGGAACAAAAAGGCGUCCGGCGGCAAUGAUUUUCUUGAUUUGUUCGAUGAAAAGUUCAGCUGUGCCUUCUGCAUGCAGUUGCCGGACCGGCCUGUUACUACGCCAUGCGGACACAAUUUCUGCUUAAAAUGUUUCCAGAAGUGGAUUGCACAGGGUAAAUAUACAUGUGCAAAGUGUCGAUCUUCUAUUCCUUCUAAGAUGGUGGCUCAACCGCGAAUCAACUCAGUUCUUGUUGUGGCUAUCCGUAUGGCAAAGACUGCCAAGUCAACCACAUCAGGUGGCACAACAAAUGUUUACCAUUUCAUUCAGAAUGAAAACAGACCUGAGAAGGCAUUUACUACUGAGAGGGCUAAGAAAGCUGGUAAAGCCAAUGCAUGUAGUGGUCAGAUAUUUGUUACUAUCCAUCCAGAUCAUUUUGGCCCAAUACUUGCUGAGAAUGACCCUAAGAGAAAUCGAGGUGUUUUGGUUGGAGAGACAUGGGAAGACCGUAUGGAGUGUAGGCAAUGGGGAGCCCACUUUCCCCAUGUAGCAGGCAUUGCUGGGCAGUCAGAUUAUGGUGCUCAAUCUGUUGCACUCUCAGGAGGAUAUGAAGAUGACGAAGAUCAUGGAGAGUGGUUCCUUUACACUGGCAGUGGUGGCCGUGAUUUAAGUGGAAACAAACGGACAAACAAGGAGCAGGCAUUUGACCAGAAGUUUGAGAAACUUAAUGCAGCACUAAGAGUUAGUUGCCUGAAAGGUUAUCCUGUCAGAGUUGUAAGGUCUCACAAAGAGAAGCGCUCUUCAUAUGCUCCUGAAACUGGUGUUCGAUAUGAUGGAAUAUACAGGAUUGAGAAAUGUUGGAGAAAAGUUGGAGUGCAAGGAUUUAAGGUCUGUAGAUAUCUCUUUGUUCGUUGUGACAAUGAGCCUGCACCAUGGACCAGUGAAGAGCAUGGUGAUCGUCCUCGCAGCUUGCCGGAAGUUGAAGAACUGAAUGGUGCAACUGAUAUUACUGUUAGGAAGGAAAGUCCUGCAUGGGACUUCGAUGACGAACAUGGUUGGAGAUGGAUAAAACCACCACCCAUGAGCAGAAAGCUAUUGACUAAUGGCAAACCAGAUGCUGUAAGAAAAACAAUAAGGCGUGCCCCGGGCUCGUCUAUAAGGGAGAGAUUACUGAAAGAAUUCAGUUGUCUUCUAUGCCGGAAAGUGAUGACUGAGCCGCUUACUACUCCCUGUGGUCAUAACUUUUGCAAGUGUUGUUUGUUUGGACAAUUCGCCGAUAAAUCUUUUGUGCGGCAAAGGAUUUGUGCAGGUGGUCGGUCCCUCCGAGCUCAGAAGAUUGUUAAAAAAUGCCCUUCUUGCUCAGCAGAUAUAUCUGACUUCCUGCAGAUGCCCCAGGUCAACAGGGAAUUGAUGGAGUUGAUAGUGUCACUCCAACAAAAGAUAGAAGAAGAGAAUGCAGGGGAACAAAAUGCAGAAGAUAGUUCGAAUGGGAAAUCCAGUGAAGAAGAAUCUGUUGAAAUGGAUGGAAGAGUUGCUCCUGAACUUGAAAACCAUGAUAGGGAAGGAGAUAUCAUCAGGGGCCCAAUGUUGAGUGUAGAAGAGCUCAACAACACGGAGAAUGGCAAGCAUGAUUCCCUUGUGAAAUCUGAUGGUGAUGUUCUUAAUUCAGAUCUAAUUGGUGAGAAUGGUACACUAAAUACCUCAAGUUCGACAGACUCUGAGCCUUCAUGCAAGCGACACAGAACCGAAAAAAUUACAUGACUGUUCUGGAAAAUAAGAAGAAGUAGAAGCUCUAAGAAACUUUACUUUCUGGUUACAUUCUCUCUUAUUUUGUUUCCAAGGAACUUAGUAAAGGAAAUUGCUAAUGCCAUCUCCAUUUUCAACCGAUUAAUGUCUUUGUGAUUCACCCUUUUUUUUUUUGCUGGUUAUUGGUAUAGACGAAGUUUUUUGAGGAAUAUAAUUUGAAGUUUUGUUUU